CGUGGUGGCAAUAAUGUGGCUUUCGUGGGCUUUGUGCCUAAUAGCUCUGCUUGUCGCGCCGUCAGCGGCCCAGGAGAUGUCUUCUGAGACCCCGAGCACAACCACAGCUUUGCCAGCCACGCUUAAAGGACCCCGCUAUCCUUAUAUCGUCUCCAUCGGUUCAAACGAGAAAGGAUAUAACAAACAUCUCUGUGUUGGCGUGAUAAUUUCGAAUGAGCAUGUCCUUAGUGCGGCCCACUGCAUAAAAUCACAAAAAAAAGACAAGUUGUAUGUUUCCGGUGGUGACGAUUGGCUUAACAGCCGAACUCAAAAGCAGACUCGGUUUGUUGUUGUCCAAGUUAUUUGGCAUCCCCAGUUUAAGGAGCUCGGCGGCCACGACAUUGCGCUUGUGAAGGUCCACCCAAGUUUCCCGCUGGACAAUAUCAGAUUUCGAAGUAUCGACUUUGCAAGCAAGAUCCAGAUCGGUGGUGGUGUAUCGGCUUCUCUUCUUGGCUGGGGAAGGGUGAAGAUGAACCAAGUGAGGAAAUUAAAGGAGCUGCCCUUUCUGACAAUGGAAAACUCUCUGUGUAAGCUUAGGCAUCGAUUCAUUUUCCUCACUGAGACAGACAUCUGCGCAAUGCACCUGAAAGGACCAGUUGGAGCCUGCGACGGAGACUCAGGAGGCCCUUUAAUGGACGUGGUUAAAGAGAAGAUCUACGGUAUACUUUCUUACGGCAAAAAAGCCUGCAAGCCAAAUCAGCCCUAUGCAUUUACUCGGGUUAAUAUAUAUUCGGAUUGGAUUGAGAAAACUAUGGGAAAAAUGAAAAUAAAUAUUAGUAUGGUCAAUCGAACUAAACGGGAAGACAUAAAAAGAAGAGGUAGAUAGUUAAGAACGCAAUUAAUAAAAUAUUUUGCAAAUACGUUUUUAAGGAUAAAAUCAUACCCAUCUGUUAUAGAACUUCUUUUUUAACAAAAAUUAAAAUAAACAAC
Messenger RNA from Drosophila ficusphila, 969 nucleotides. RefSeq names its product trypsin eta. The record is from RefSeq and is a predicted model, not a curated record. Gene Ontology annotation, molecular function: serine-type endopeptidase activity. Bases 14 to 865 code for a protein of 283 amino acids. NCBI's taxonomy places the organism in Eukaryota, Metazoa, Arthropoda, Insecta, Diptera, Drosophilidae. Gene Ontology annotation, biological process: proteolysis. The transcript has 2 exons.